This is a messenger RNA of Andrographis paniculata, 2412 nucleotides long. Its product is annotated as phosphoinositide phospholipase C 2-like. The record is from RefSeq and is a predicted model, not a curated record. Lineage: Eukaryota; Viridiplantae; Streptophyta; Magnoliopsida; Lamiales; Acanthaceae. Gene Ontology annotation, molecular function: phosphatidylinositol-4,5-bisphosphate phospholipase C activity. Gene Ontology annotation, biological process: phosphatidylinositol-mediated signaling; lipid metabolic process. Bases 282 to 2102 code for a protein of 606 amino acids. The transcript is spliced from 8 exons.
UUCACACUCAGCGGCGUAGCAGCUAGCUCUCUAAAUUAUAAAAUAAAAGCAUAGCUGCAGCAGCUAGCUAGCAUUGAUGAUGAUUAUUAAUUCCUUCCAUCCAACCCGCAAAGCACUACACUAGCUACUACUAACUAAUCUAAUACUACCUCAUCCAUCAUCCAUCCCUGCGCUGCACAGAAAAGAAGCCAUACAAACAUACAUACAUCCCUCAAUUGACCUUCCAAUUCCUCUCUCUUUCUCUGGUUGAUGAGAGCGAAUUAAGGAGGGAGGAGAGGAGCAUGGCGUCGUCGGGUCAGGGUCAGGGUCAGGGUCAGUCCAAGCAAACGUACAGUAUAUGCUACUGUUUCAAACGGAGAUUUAGAGUGAAAGAAGCUCAAGUGCCUGCCGACAUCAAGCUGAAUGUGUUCCAGAAAUACUCUUCCGAGAAUGGAUCCAUGGGCGUUGAGCAUCUCCACAGAUUCUUGAAGGAGGUUCAGGGAGAAGCCAAUCUGAGCCUGGAAGAAGCGGAGCGAAUCAUGGAAUCCUUCCUCCACGACCACAAACACCUCAACAUUUUCCACCGCAAGACGCUCUACAUCAAUGAGUUUCUUCGCUACCUCCUCGCCGAUUCCAAUUCUCCCCUCCCUUAUCCUCCCGAGGUACACCAGGAUAUGAGUGCCCCAUUGUCCCAUUAUUUCAUAUACACCGGACAUAAUUCCUAUCUCACCGGCAACCAAAUCAGCAGCGCCUGUAGCGAAGAUCCCAUCAUAAAAGCUCUGCAGCGAGGAGUUCGUGUUAUCGAGUUAGAUAUGUGGCCAAAUUCCACCAAAGAUGACGUCGAUAUUAUGCAUGGAGGGACCCUGACGGCUCCAGUCAAACUGAUCAAAUGCUUGAGGGCAAUCAAGGAACAUGCUUUCUUGUCUUCAGAUUUCCCUGUCAUUCUGACAUUAGAAGAUCAUCUUACGUCUCAUCUUCAGGCUAAGGUAGCAGAGAUGGUGACUCAAGUAUUUGGAGACACACUGGUGAGUGAUGCAUCAGAUUGCGUGGAGAAUUUCCCAUCGCCAGAGUCAUUAAAGAGACGUGUGAUCAUCUCCACAAAACAUCCAAAGGAGUAUCUGGAAACAAAGAGUUCAAUAAAAGAAGAUGGGGAGAGCGUAAAGUCCCACAAGUCAUCAUCUGAAUUAGAAACUGCAGAGUCAGCCUGGGGAAGAGAAUUAUCGGAUUUAGGAGUGCAAGUGAAAGAGGAGGAAUUGGAGUUAGCAGAUGAGGUGGAUGAAGAGAGUCAAAUAUCGGAGCCAAAUGCAAAUGCACCACCCGAGUAUAAGCGUUUGAUCGGGAUCCGCGCACAGAAAAUGAAAGGCGGGAUUAAACCAUGGCUGAAGGUAUGCCCCCAGAAUAACGCGCACAGAGUGAGCUUGAAUGAAGAGAAGCUACAAAAGGCUGUGGUAACUCAUGGAACAGACAUCGUUCGAUUCAAUCAACAGAACUUGAUGAGAGUAUAUCCAAAAGGCAUGAGGAUUGACUCGUCCAACUACAAUCCUUUAGUGGGGUGGAUGCAUGGGGCGCAGAUGGUUGCAUUCAACAUGCAGGGACAUGGCAGGUUUCUUUGGCUGAUGCAGGGAUUUUUCAGAGCUAAUGGUGGGUGUGGUUACGUGAAGAAGCCUGAUUUUCUAAUGCACCAUGAUCAAGUCUUCGAUCCCAAACGCAAAUUACCUGUGAAAACCACCCUCAAGGUGAAAGUCUACAUGGGAGAAGGCUGGAAUCUUGAUUUUCAUCGUACUCAUUUCGAUCUGUAUUCUCCCCCAGACUUCUACGUCAAGAUAGGAAUUGCGGGAGUGGGAUCUGAUUGGGGACAGAGUAUGAAGCGGACGAGGGCGAUAGAAGACAACUGGAACCCAGAAUGGGAUGAGGAGUUCGAGUUUCCAAUAUCCGUUCCGGAGCUGGCAUUGCUUAGAAUCGAAGUCCAUGAGUUCGACAUGUCGGACAGGGAUGAUUUUGGAGGGCAGACAUGCCUUCCUGUUUGGGAGCUGAGAAGCGGGAUUCGAGCAGUGCCCCUCCAUGAUCAAAGAGGCGAUAGAUACAAAUCUGUCAGGCUACUCAUGCGCUUCAACUUCGUCUAAACUCUAAACUAAACAUUAUAUUUCAACUUCAUUCCUACUGGCUAUAUGUUCCGUUCUAUGAUUAUAAUAAUUCAACCUUGUCCUGUCCAUUUAUGCAUGUAUGUAAAUGGUAAUGGUCUGAAUGUAUGUAUGUAAACUCAAGAAUCAGGCAGUUAGUACUGUUUGGAUUCGAUUCUCUGUGAUUAUAUAUAUCUAUAAAUAAAAAAAUAGCCUAAAUAAAUGGUUGAAUGAGGUAGCGAGGGGAUGGACUCAUUCUUUGAGCUGCCAAAAUUUAAAUUUGGAUGAAUAUGAGUUUCAUUCUCCUGUUUCA